This is a messenger RNA of Carica papaya (papaya), 3945 nucleotides long. NCBI's taxonomy places the organism in Eukaryota, Viridiplantae, Streptophyta, Magnoliopsida, Brassicales, Caricaceae. The record is from RefSeq and is a predicted model, not a curated record.
AUGCCGCAGAGCCGGGGCAUUGUAUCUAUUAAUUCCAGGUCUCCUUCGGAACAAAAUUGCAGUCCAGAAGGUUCUCGUGCAUUUCUCGAUGAAGCAGAAGAGGAUGCCCCUAGAAAAGAGGACCUUUCUCCACUGUAUCUUUCACCGUCAUUGUCCAGGUUGCUUGAUGUUCUUGUUACCUUAGCUCAAACUGGUCCAGCUGAGCAGUCUGGAGGAAGGGGUUCCAGGUUGUCCCAAGCUAAGACUAGUGGCCAUAGCAGAAGCCAUCAAUCAUCAAUUGAUAGGCUCGGUGAUGAAAUUUGGGAACAAGGUAAUAGCAAAGUGAAAGACCUUGAAGCAGUCCAAAUGUUGCAAGACAUCUUCCUCAAGGCAGACAACAGGGAUCUGCAGGCAGAACAAUUACGGACAGUUCCACUUCUUAUCUUGAACAUGGCUGGUUUCCCUCCAUCGUUGCAAGAGAUCAUCUUAAAAAUUCUAGAAUAUGCUGUGACUGUUGUGAAUUGUGUUCCAGAGCAAGAAUUGCUUACAAGAAAGUCCUGCGAGAGGUUGGCGUGCUGGAAGUACUAUUGGAAUGAUCUGAAGCAGCACAAGUUUCUUCUGGGCCCAGACAAUCAUGGUGUUAACCCUAAUCAGUUAGAAAAAAAAUCCAGUUCAAGCAGCUUCAAGAAACACUUGGACAGUAAGGACGUUAUCAUCACUUCUCCCAAGUUAAUGGAAUCUGGUUCAGGAAAGUUUCCUAUUUUUGAAGUUGAGCUUACAAUAGCUGUUGCAUGGGAUUGUAUGAUCUCUUUGUUAAAGAAAGCUGAAGCCAAUCAAACAGCAUUCCGUUCGGCUAAUGGUGUGACCACUAUUCUUCCUUUCUUGGUUUCUAAUACUCAUCGUCCUGGAGUUCUUCGGAUAUUGUCAUGCUUAAUUACUGAAGAUGUUAAACAGGUUCAUCAUGAAGAAUUGGGUGUGGUUCUUGAAGUUCUGAAGAGUGGAAUGGUUACAAGUGUAUCGGGACAUCAGUACAGGCUUCAAAACGAUGCAAAAUGUGAUACAAUGGGAGCCUUGUGGCGUAUUCUUGGAGUCAAUAGUUCUGCUCAGAGGAUAUUUGGGGAAGCCACUGGGUUUUCUCUUCUGUUGACUACUCUCCACAGUUUUCAAGGUGAUGGAGGGCAAACAGAUGAAUCUCCUUUAGUAGUUUACAUCAAGGUGUUUACGUACUUAUUGCGCCUCAUCACAGCUGGGGUGACUGAUAGUUCCAUUAAUAGGACAAAAUUGCAUGCUAUUAUAUCAUCACAAACUUUUUAUGACCUGCUUCUGGAGUCUGGCUUGUUAUCUGUGGAGUGUGAAAAACAAGUGAUACAACUGCUGUUAGAACUUGCUCUUGAAAUUGUGCUCCCACCAUUCCUGACUUCAGAGACUGCAAAAUCAUCUGAUAUGAUUGAAACUGAAUCAGCUUGUUUCCUUCUGACAACACCAUCUGGCUUGUUCAAUCCUGAUAAGGAACGGGUGUACAAUGCUGGUGCGAUAAGAGUGUUAAUCCGUUCAUUGUUGCUUUUCACCCCAAAGGUGCAGUUAGAAUUAUUGAAUCUUAUUGAAAAGCUUGCUCGUGCUGGGGCCUUCAAUCAGGAAAACCUCACCUCUGUUGGUUGCGUUGAGCUUCUGUUGGAGACAAUCCACCCUUUUCUUUCAGGUUCAUCUCCCUUACUUUCUUAUGCUCUGAAGAUUGUUGAAGUUCUUGGAUCAUACAGGUUGUCAACAUCCGAACUUAGAGUGCUCAUUAGAUAUAUUCUGCAAAUGAGGCUAAUGAAUUCAGGUCAUGUUAUUGUUGAUAUGAUGGAAAGGCUGAUUCUCACUGAAGAUACUAUCUCAGAAAAUGUUUCUUUGGCUCCAUUUGUGGAAAUGGACAUGAGCAAGGUUGGGCAUGCUUCUAUUCAGGUGUCUUUGGGAGAACGGUCUUGGCCUCCAGCUGCUGGUUAUUCAUUUGUUUGUUGGUUUCAGUUUCGAAAUUUUUUGACUACACAAGGGAAAGAAACAGAGCCUCUUAAAGCUGGCUCUUCGAAGAGACGAGGCACCUCUGUUGGGCAGCAACAUGAGCGGCAUAUUUUCCGGAUAUUUUCUGUUGGUGCUGUGAAUAAUGAGAAUUCAUUCUUUGCAGAGCUUUAUCUUCAGGAGGAUGGUGUUUUGACUCUUGCUACUAGCAACUCUUCCUCUUUAUCAUUUUCUGGAAUAGAACUGGAAGAAGGCAGGUGGCAUCACCUUGCUGUUGUUCAUAGUAAGCCCAAUGCUCUCGCUGGACUUUUUCAAGCAAGUGUUGCUUAUGUCUAUCUUGAUGGAAAGCUGAGACACACAGGGAAACUUGGAUAUUCUCCAUCUCCUGUUGGGAAACCUUUGCAGGUGAUCAUUGGGACCCCAUCGACUUGUGCAAAAGUUAGUGAUUUGAUGUGGAAAGUCCGUUCAUGUUAUCUUUUUGAGGAGGUGCUCGCAUCAGGUUGUAUUUGUUUCAUGUACAUUCUUGGUAGAGGAUAUAGAGGGCUGUUCCAGGAUUCAGAUAUUCUGCGAUUUGUUCCUAAUCAGGCGUGUGGUGGUGGUAGCAUGGCCAUCUUGGACGCCUUAGAUGCUGACUUGCCUUCAGCUUCUAACCUGCAGAAACUAGAUAGCAUUAACAAGUUAGGGGACUCUAAGGCAGAUGGCAGUGGGAUUGUUUGGGAUCUGGAGAGACUUGGAAACCUUUCCUUGCAACUUUCUGGGAAGAAACUUAUAUUUGCAUUUGAUGGAACAUGCACUGAGGUUUUUCGUGCAUCUGGAAAUUUUUCUUUGCUCAAUCUGGUCGAUCCUAUGUCAGCUGCAGCUUCUCCAAUUGGAGGUAUCCCGCGUUUUGGGCGUCUGCAUGGAGAUACUUAUGUCUGUAGGCAGUGUGUAAAUGAAAGAAGGUACGCACUUGAGGUUGUGCGUGAUGCAAUGUCUACUGAGUUGAGAGUUGUCCGUCAAGACAAGUAUGGAUGGGUCCUUCAUGCUGAGAGUGAGUGGCAAACCCAUCUUCAACAACUUGUGCAUGAGCGUGGAAUAUUUCCUAUGCACAAAUCCUCUUCACCUGAAGAUCCUGAGUGGCAGCUUUGUCCCAUUGAAGGUCCAUACAGGAAGCGCAAAAAGGUUGAACGCUGUAAGUUAAAAAUUGAUAGCAUUCAGAAUGUUCUCGAUGGGGGAUUGGAACUAAGAGAGAUUGAGCUACCCAAAGCGAAGAAUGAUGAUGGUCCAGAUGCAUCCGAUACUGAAUCUGAACCAUAUUUCCAACUUUUUAGUGACAGUGACAAACAGAAUGGUAUUGACAGUGAGCUGUAUGAUGAAUCAUUUUUUAAAGAUUCAGAUGAUGUUAAAGAUGUAGAUUCUGUUAGAAACGGUUGGAAUGAUGAUAGAGCUAGUAGUAUAAAUGAAGCAAGUCUUCAUUCUGCACUUGACUUUGGUGGCAAGUCCAGUGCAGCAUCUGUCCCAAUAACAGACAGCAUGCAAGGAAGAUCUGAACCAGGAUCUCCUAAGCAGUCAUCUUUUGGUAAAAUGGAUGAACUCAGGGUUACUGAGGAUAAAUCAGAUAAGGAGCUGAAUGAUAAUGGUGAAUACUUAAUAAGACCUUAUUUGGAACCUCUUGAAAAGAUAAGAUUCAGAUAUAACUGCGAACGUGUUGUUGGCCUUGACAAGCAUGAUGGUAUAUUUUUGAUAGGGGAACUUUGUUUGUACAUCAUAGAGAACUUUUAUAUCGAUGAUUCUGGGUAUAUAUGUGAGAAGGAAUGUGAAGAUGAACUCUCUGUUAUUGAUCAGGCAUUGGGUGUAAAGAAGGAUACUACUUGCAGUCUGGAUUUCCAGUCGAAGUCUAUCAUCUCCUGGAGCACAACAGUAAAGACAGGGGUUGGGGGGAGGGCAUGGGCUUACAAUGGUGGUGCUUGGGGAAAGGAGAAAGUGUGA